This is a messenger RNA of Eremomyces bilateralis CBS 781.70, 1056 nucleotides long. RefSeq lists its product as uncharacterized. Bases 1 to 1056 code for a protein of 351 amino acids. Gene Ontology annotation, biological process: coenzyme A catabolic process. Gene Ontology annotation, molecular function: acetyl-CoA hydrolase activity; coenzyme A diphosphatase activity. The transcript is spliced from 4 exons. Lineage: Eukaryota; Fungi; Ascomycota; Dothideomycetes; Eremomycetales; Eremomycetaceae. The record is from RefSeq and is a predicted model, not a curated record.
AUGGCUACUCUAUCAUCAGCUUCGGCGCAAGCCAUAGCGCGCAUGAGAGCGUACAUCCCACCUCCAACUCCUUAUUACAGCCUUCCCUUGAGCCGCAGAGCCGCCGUCCUAAUAUUAUUGUUCGCCGACAAGAGGGGAGACCUUAGGGUUGUUCUGACCAUCCGGUCCAAACACUUGAAUUCUUAUGCGGGAGAGGCUGCAUUUCCCGGAGGUAAGGCCGAUUCAACCUCAGAAACUGCGUUUCAAAUCGCGCGUCGAGAAGCAUACGAAGAAAUUGGGCUCCCUCUCCUCGACACCGAACUCCCCUGGCCCUACACCAUCGAACACCUAUGUCAAAUGCCAACGAACCUGGCCCGAACCGAACUGGGGGUCCGACCAUGCAUCGCUUUCCUCAGUGCAUCGCGGCUUUCCAAGGAUACGUCACGGCGAAUUCCCACCGCCGAAGAGGCCCUGAUCCCACAUCUGGACCCGAAAGAAGUCGCCGCGGUGUUCACGGCAUCGUUCCAUAACUUCCUGCGGGCAACUGAAGAGCACGUCGCUGCCCCUGCGGGAUCCGCCCCUGGGGCUGAAGCCGCAGGAUUUCCAGCGGAAUGGUAUCGAGGGGAGUGGACCGGGUGGCACGAGAGCCAGUGGAGGAUGCACAAUUUCUUCGUCCCCCGAGCAGGACAAUCUGUCGCGUGGGCGAGGCAGCUUGAAGAAGCCUCCACGGAGGCGGCAAAAGAUCUAGGGACGAGUACGAAGGAUCAACCCAAGCCGACGCGGACCAUGCCAACCUCCAGCACCCUAAGGCAAACAGAUCCCAAGAACGAUCCAACAUAUCCUGUCCGCAUCAAGGAUGCCCCGCCAGACCGGUUCCGUGUCUUUGGCAUGACAGCUCGCAUCUGUGUCGACGCGGCUCGAUUAGCGUAUGGAGAGGAGCCCGAGUUUGAGCACAAUUCCCAUUUCGGUGAUGAGGAUAUGAUACAACGACUUAUGAAAAUCGGGAGAUUGGGACCUAUCAGGAAAAAGGGUGAUCAAAUCACUCAAGAGGUUAUGAUCGCGGCCUCGAAGAUCUAG